This is a messenger RNA of Symbiodinium sp. CCMP2456, 222 nucleotides long. The record is from the annotation of a GenBank genome assembly. NCBI's taxonomy places the organism in Eukaryota, Dinophyceae, Suessiales, Symbiodiniaceae.
GGCAAGCCUUCCGGGUGCGGAUCCUCCCCGAUGCCUGCGCCUCCAACGGCGAGCUCAUGCGCGGAGUGCGCUUCCGAGGCAUCCUCGUCAACACUGGUAGGCCGAGCUCCUGCCCCAUCGAGGUCGAGGGGGUGUCGCAUCCGCUGGCUUCGGCAGGUGGAGGCUCUGCUUGGCUGCCGGCACAGCUCUUCUACAGCACCUGGGACAGAAGAGGAGCUGUAG